AUGACACAGCCUGGCGAUAUAUUUGUGGAAUCGUCUCAAAUUGAAGAAACACCACAAAGUGACCAUGUGCGAAUAUUGGUUGCUACCGAUUUACAUAUAGGAUUUGCGGAGAAAAUUUUGGGUCGUAAUGAAGACUCGAUAAGAACGUUUGAAGAAGUUCUACAAAUUGCUAGCAGAGAAGAAGUUGAUUUUGUCUUACUGGGAGGUGACCUGUACCAUGAAAAUAAUCCAUCUCGUGAAAUGCAACACCGCGUAACACGAUUACUUCGUCAAUAUUGCCUGAACGAUCGUCCGGUAGCUCUACGCUUUCUAAGUGAUCCCGCUGUAAAUUUUGCUCACAGUGCUUUCAGUAAUGUAAAUUACGAGGAUAAGAACAUUAACGUUGGUUUACCGAUAUUCACAAUACACGGAAACCAUGAUGAUCUUACUGGAAAGGGUCUAACUGCACUGGACGUGUUACACGAAUCAGGCCUUCUCAACUUAUUUGGUAAAUUUGAAGAAAUUGAUCAGUUUGUUGUUUCACCGGUACUUUUGAUGAAAGGAAAAACGAAAUUAGCACUGUAUGGUAUUGGCAGUCAGCGGGAUGAUCGCUUGUGUAGAGCAUUCAGAGAAGAGGAAAUUCGAUUUCUACGCCCAAAAGAAGAUGCAGAGUCAUGGUUCAAUAUACUUGUUUUACAUCAAAAUCGACCGGUGCGAACACGUGAACGAUCAACAGGCGGACAUUUACCUGAAAAUUUUAUUCCUUCAUUUUUUGAUCUCAUUAUUUGGGGGCAUGAGCAUGAAUGUAAAAUUGAUCCACAGUAUUAUGAAAGUGGCGUCAAUGUCUUCGGUGAUGGUUUCUAUAUAAUACAGCCAGGUAGUACUGUGGCUACAGCACUUUCACCGGAGGAAGCCAAACCGAAGCAUAUUGCUCUUGUAACAAUUAGUGGACGUAAAUUCUUUUCUCAAAAAAUAGCUCUAGAAACACCUCGACAAGUGCUUUUUGCUGACUUAGCAAUUGCUGUUAAGCCACCCUUAACUGCUUCAAAAAGUAGCCGAUCAAAAAAUAUGCCUGACGAAAAAGUGAUAGUGGAAGAAGUUGAGAAAAUGUUGGCAGAAGCUGAGAAGACAAAAACAGCUAGGCAAGCUUAUCCUCCGUUAUUACGCCUUAGAGUAAUCUAUCCAGAAUCAUGGGCUGAUAUUAUGAAAUUAAAUUGUCGACAGUUUGGUGCUGCAUAUGCGAAGCGAGUAGCAAAUCCAUCAGAUAUGAUAACUGUUAGAGUAAUGAAAUCAAAAAAAGAAGACAAGAAAAGAGAAGGUGGUUUCAAGACUUUCACAAAUGUAGAAAGAGCAGCAACGGUUGAGGAAAUUGUCAGCACUCAUCUUGCUGAACAGGAUAAUGAUACACUGAUGGUACUCGAUGUUGAAACAUUGAACGAUAUUGUAAAAUUUCAAGUUGAACAGGAAGAUGGAAAACGAGUGAAAAAUAAGCCGCUUAUUGAAAAUUUACAUAUUAAAAAAAAGAAGUUGAUUGAUGCUCUUUGUAAAGUUUCAUACGACGACUUUCUUUCCUUCAAUAAAAUUCCAAGUCAUCAGUUUUUGGAGCAGUUUGAGAAAUUAAUAAAUUCGGAUAUCAAAAAGAUUCGGGAUGUUAAUAUUCAAGAACUGAGAAGUACGAAGUGA
Molecule: messenger RNA, 1662 nt
Organism: Brugia malayi
Lineage: Eukaryota; Metazoa; Nematoda; Chromadorea; Rhabditida; Onchocercidae
Gene: Bma-mre-11
Product: double-strand break repair protein mre-11, putative
Exons: 12
Coding region: 1-1662 (553 amino acids)
Biological process (GO): mitotic intra-S DNA damage checkpoint signaling; double-strand break repair via nonhomologous end joining; double-strand break repair via homologous recombination
Cellular component (GO): nucleus; Mre11 complex
Molecular function (GO): 3'-5'-DNA exonuclease activity; DNA endonuclease activity; manganese ion binding
Source: RefSeq, a predicted model, not a curated record